Molecule: messenger RNA, 8767 nt
Organism: Manis javanica (Malayan pangolin)
Lineage: Eukaryota; Metazoa; Chordata; Mammalia; Pholidota; Manidae
Source: RefSeq, a predicted model, not a curated record
UCCGCGCCGGAGCGUCCUACGCUGGGGAGGUCGGGGACGUAGCUGGGCCGGGCCACCCGCUCACUGGCGAGGGCGACAGCGGGGGGAGCGGGUUCCGCGGCCGGGAGGAGUGGGCUCGGGCCAGCGGGCGGAGCCCCUGUCCCUGGCGCGCGGGCGGGCAGGGGGCGCGGCGGGCGCGUUGCCAGCUCCUCCGGAGCAGACUCGGGCGCCUCGACAAGCAGUGGAGCCACCGGUGGCGUGCAGGCGACUCGUCCUGGCGGUGCUCCUGAAUUAGAAGAGCUGCUUUGAAGUCAGCUUCAGCAGACCCUUUGAUGCCGAGCCUUCCUAUACGGAUUUGCUCCACAUCUUGUUUAGAAAAUGGGCCCUCCAGCACACCUCGUCACCAUCAGAAGGAGCGGGGUCGACGGCCACCACUUUCCUCUGAGCCUUAGCACCUGCUUGUUUGGAAGGGGUAUCGAAUGUGACAUCCGUAUCCAACUUCCUGUAGUGUCAAAACAGCAUUGUAAAAUUGAAAUCCAUGGACUGGAGGCAAUAUUGUUUAACUUAAGCUCCACAAAUCCAACACAAGUAAAUGGAUCUGCUAUUGAUAAACCUGUACAACUAAAACAUGGAGAUGUGAUCACCAUUGUCGAUCGGUCUUUCAGGUAUGAAAAUGAAAGUCAUCAGAAUGGAAGCAAGUCAAGUGAAUUUUCAGGACAAAGACACAAACAGGAACCAAGGCAUGAGGACUCAAGAUCCAGCUUCUCUUCUGACGCUGAGGGGAAAGUUCAAGAUUCCAAUGCCCAUUCAAAACUCACUGAAGCGAACAUCUCAGGAAGGCCUCUGGUCCAUGCCAAGAAUGUCAGAGCAGCCGGGACUGACUCAGGUGGCCCAGAAGAUCUUGCUGCAGGGAAAACACUUAAUGCUGUUCAUUCAUCCAAACUUCCUGGAGGUAAUCACAGACAUAGAAUGGACCCCAUUGCUGGGGAUUUUGAAGAAGAUUCCAGUGUAGCAUUAGUGAACUGUGAUGGAGCACUGAAGUCUUUUCCCUGUACACAGUGUCUUGAGAAUAGUGAAAAAAAUAAAUCUCCCUUUAGGAAGCUUUAUGAGUCAUUGAAGGAAGAGUUGGAUGUGAAAUUAGAAAAAGAGAAUGUUCAACAGAAUCGUAGGAGGUCAGGAUCAAAGAGUCGUCACACAGCCGAGCAAGAAAAUGCUGGUGGUUUACAGGGUGAGACACAGCUACCGGUCUCACUUAAAUCCAGACGGAGAUCUAGUCGAAGCAUCCAAGUUAAGGCAGACCCUGCUUCGGGAGAAGGAAGUAGCUGGGCUGAGGGAGACAGCAGAGAGGAGAAGCCUUCUCAGAGGCCCAGGUUGAUUGGGAGCCCUGGCACUUCCCUCGCCAAGACGCCGAAACCUAACAGCCCAGUUCAGCUUUCACAGCAGAAUUCCUCACGAAAACGUCGGCGGGAAGACCUCAGUGCCGUCAGCAGAAGGGCCUCUGUGAGUCCCGACCAAAGCGGAGGCUCCAGGGCAGAUAAUAAAAUAUUUACUCCUACAAAAUUCUUAACUAGAAACCAAACACCCACUAAAACUGAAAAGACUGAUAAUUUUGGAAAUACACCAGAAAAACUCUUUUCCGAAAGGAAGCAGAGUAUUUCUACCAAUGUUGGCAUUCUUACUACAGAAAUGGACAUUCAGAGUCAAACGAUUUUAGCUCCACUGGUCGUUCAGGUUGAAAAGAAGAUUGAAGAUGAUGAUUCUGCCGCUCAGCCUGAGAGGCCGGGGCCCCCAGCUGGACGGCUGUGCGCUGCAUCACCCGGCCUUAGUUCUGCUGAUGUCGGCAACUUUGGUGAUGCCAGUAGUAAGAUUGAGGGGAUGGCCCUGAAGAGAAGGCGGGUCUCCUUCGGCGGUCAUCUGAGGCCUGAACUAUUUGAUGAAAACUUACCUCCGAAUACACCUCUCAAAAGAGGAGAAACACCAAAGAAAAGAAAGUCUCUGGUAACCCUCACCCCACCGGUCCUGAAGAAAAUCAUCAAGGAACAGCCUCAACCCUCAGGAAAAGAGGGUUCCUCAGAAAGCCCUGUGGAAGUGACCGCACAGAAGGCAUUUAUGAGCUCUCCAGCUGGGAACCCUAUGGAAACGCCAGCUGCCAACGGCCAGCGCCGUAGGUCCUGCAUGGCACCUUCUAUCUCCACCAGCAAGUCCCCUCAUCCCACAGAGGCACCUAAGAGGGGAGGGAGGAGGAGCAGCAACUUGCCUUCAAAGAGAACGUCCAUCGAUCGAAGCCAACGCAACAUCUUACAGAUGGUUUAUUCCAGGAGAAGGAGCGGCGCUUCUGAAGCUAAUUUGAUUGUGGCCAAAUCGUGGGCAGAUGUGGUAAAACUUGGUGCCAAACAAUCACAGCCUAAAGUUGGGAAGCAGGGCCCCCAGAGACAGCUGAACAAAAGGCAAAGACGAGUCAGUGCUCCAAAGAGGCCUACUGGCAGCAUUCACAAUCAAUUUAGUACAGGUCAUGCGAACUCUCCUUGCACCAUAGUGAUAGGGAAAGCUCACAUUGAAAAAGUACACAUGCCUGCUAGGCCCUACAGAAUGCUGAACAACUUUGUGUUCAACAAAAAGAUGGACUUCAAUGAGGAUCUUUCAGGGCUAACCGACAUGUUUAAGACGCCAGCGAAAGAGGAACCGCAAACUAGUGUGUGUCCCACCACGUCUUCAGAUUCAGAGAAUUCGCUUGGAAAGGCGUUUCAAGUCCCUGAAUUGGGAGAAAAACCUCUACUGUGCACUUCAGAAAAUUUGGGAGAGAAUAUGUUCCGCAGAACUCAGAACGCACCAAAGGAGCCAUCUGAUGCAAGUUCUGCAAGCCCUCCCUUGAGACGACCGAGCAUUAGAGUCCACGCAGAUAGUGUGAGGACCCCCAGGAAUGUCUGUAAAACACCAGGCGUCGAGAUGAGAACCCCAAGACUGGAGGCAGCCUCUCCAAAGAUGGCAUCAAGUGCAAACAAGUUCAGAAGGUCUGCGCAGCUCCCCAAUGCACAGGUGCCAAGGGUGGAGUGUAAGAACAGGAAAGAAGAAACAGAACCUGAUAUGGUGGCGAGGGCCUCAGGAAGAUGUGUGAGGAAAACUCCUCUGCAAGAACAGAAGCCAGAGGGGGAGAAGAAGGAGAGAGGAAAGCCCUCUGGGACACGUAAGAGGGACAUUGAAUCGACAGAGAACUCUGAAAAGAUGAUGACUGUGAGGAGAUCAAGAUCUUCAGAGCGGAAAUGUGAACCAACAGCAGACCUGACCGCCCUCCAGCAAUUCAGAGACACAAACCCCAAGGAGGACCUGGCGGACGUCCAAAGUCCCCUGCAGACCCCAGGUCUCAGCAAGGAACCAGAGGAUGCCAAGAGCACAACAAAAUUGCACUGUGAAUCUCCCAAACCAGAACCAAUCAGCACACCAGCCAGGACAAACACACCACCCAAGACACCCCUGGGGAGAGUGGGUGCACGGGAAGGGCCCUCGGCCCUCAGGACGCCCACAAAGACACCUGGGGGAGCCACAGCCUCAUACAGAGAACCGGGAGGUGAUGAUAAAGGCAUCACAUUGCUUAAGGGAACCCCAAAGCAGAAACAGGGCCCUACAGGAAAUGUAACUGGGCCCAAGAGGAGGCCGAGAACUCCCAAGGCAAAGGCCCGACUCCUGGAAGACCCGGUUGGCCUCAGCGAGCUCUUCCGAACCCCAGAUCAUGCCAAGGAUCCCGUGACUGACGAGCACACCACUAAUAUACCCUGCCCGUCUCCACAACCAGAGCUGGUCACCACGUGCCCCGGCCUGAGCAGAAGGCUCAGGACACCUCCCUGCAAAGUGGAUGUAGAAGAGCUCUCGGUUCUCAGGAAGCCCACACAGAUACCAGGGGGAACCACGUCCUCUCCCCAAAAACCAGGAGGUGGUGACCGAGCCACUGCAGUGAGUGAGGAAGCUCCAGAACCAAAACUGGAUCCUGCAGAAUAUGUAACUGGACGUAAGAGGCGGCCGAGAACUCCCAAGGCAAAGGCCCAACUCCUGGAAGACCUGGCUGGCCUCAGCGAGCUCUUCCGAACCCCAGAUCACACAGUGGAACCCGUGACUGAUGACCAGACCACCAAAAUGCCCUGCACAUCUCCCCAGCCAGAACCAGCAAUCAUACCAACCAGCAAGAAGGGAUGGCUCAGGACACCUCUGCAGAUAGUGGAUGCACAUGAUGACCUCUCGGCUCUCAGGACACCCACACAAACACCAGGGGAAACCACACACUUACACAGAGAAACAGGAGGCGGUGACAAAGCCAUCAAAGUGCUUAAGGGAGCUCCAAAGCAGAACCUGGGCCCUGCAGAGAAUGUAACUGGAACCAAAAGGCACCCGAGAACUCCCAAGGGAAAGGCCCAAUUCCUAGAAGACCUGGCUGGCCUCAGCGAGCUCUUCCGAACCCCAGAUCACACAGUGGGACCUGUGACUGAUGACCAGACCACCAAAAUGCCCUGCAAAUCUCUGCAAGCAGAGCUGCUCACCACACCGACAAGCAAGAAGAAAGGGCCCCAGACACCCCUGGGGAGAGUGGGUGCGCGGGAAGGGCUCUCGGCCCUCAGGACGCCCACACAGACACCUGGCGGAGCCACAGCCUCACACAGAGAACUGGGAGGUGAUGAUAAAGGCGUCACAUUCCUUAAGGGAACCCCAAAGCAGAAACAGGGCCCUACAAGAAAUGUAACUGGACACAAGAGGAGGCCGAGAACUCCCAAGGCAAAGGCCCAACUCCUGGAAGACCUGGCUGGCCUCAGCGAGCUCUUCCGAACCCCAGAUCACACAGUGGGACCUGUGACUGAUGACCAGACCACCAAAAUGCCCUGCAAAUCUCUGCAAGCAGAGCUGCUCACCACACCGACAAGCAAGAAGAAAGGGCCCCAGACACCCCUGGGGAGAGUGGGUGCGCGGGAAGGGCUCUCGGCCCUCAGGACGCCCACACAGACACCUGGCGGAGCCACAGCCUCACACAGAGAACUGGGAGGUGAUGAUAAAGGCGUCACAUUCCUUAAGGGAACCCCAAAGCAGAAACAGGGCCCUACAAGAAAUGUAACUGGACACAAGAGGAGGCCGAGAACUCCCAAGGCAAAGGCCCAACUCCUGGAAGACCUGGCUGGCCUCAGCGAGCUCUUCCGAACCCCAGAUCACACAGUGGGUCCCAUGACUGAUGACCAGACCACCAAAAUGCCCUGCACAUCUCCCCAGCCAGAACCAGCAAUCAUACCAAGCAGCACGAAGGGAUGGCUCAGGACACCUCUGCAGAAAGUGGAUGGACAUGACGACCUCUCGGCUCUCAGGACACCCACACGGACACCAGGGGAAACCACACACUUACACAAAGAAACAGGAGGUGGUGACGAAGCCGUUAAAGUGCUUAAGGGAGCUCCAAAGCAGAACCUGAACCCUGCAGAGAAUGUAACUGGAACCAAAAGGCACCCAACAACUCCCAAGGGAAAGGCCCAAUUCCUGGAAGACCCAGUUGGCCUCAGCGAGCUCUUCCAAACCCCAGAUCAUGCUAAGGAUCCUGUGACUGAUGAGCACACCACUAAUAUACCCUGCCCAUCUCCACAACCAGAGCUGGUCACCACGUGCCCCGGCCUGAGCAGAAGGCUCAGGACACCUCCCUGCAAAGUGGAUGUAGAAGAGCUCUCGGCUCUCAAGAAGCCCACACAGACACCAGGGGGAACCACGUCCUCCCCCCGAAAACCAGGAGGUGGUGACCGAGCCACUGCAGUGAGUGAGGAAGCUCCAGAACCGAAACUGGACCCUGCAGAAUAUGUAACUGAAAGUAAGAGGCGGCCAAGAACUCGCAAGGGAAAGGCCCGACUCCUGGAAGACCCGGUUGGUCCCAGCGAGCUCUUCCGAACCCCAGAGCAUGCCGAGGGGCCCAUGACCGAUGAGCACACCUCCGCAAUACUCUGCCCAUCCCCGCAAGCAGAGCCAGUCACCACACGAACAAGUAGAAAGCGACGGCUCAGGGCACCUGCGGACCUAGGGGAGGAGCUCUCAGCCCUCAGGAAGCCCACACGCCGACAAGCCCGAGGAGACGGUAAAGACAUCCCACUGUUUCGGGAAACUGCAAGGCAGAAACUGAGCUCUGAAGAAAAUGUAACUAGGACCAAGAGGCGACCAAGAGCGUGUAAGGAAAAGGCCCAGCCCCUGGAAGACCUGGCCGGUUGCAAAGGGCAUUUCCGAACGUCAGAUCACGCCGAGGGACCCACGGCCAAUGACCAGACCACUGACGAGCCCUGCAAACCUCUGCAAGCAGAGCCAAUCCCCAUGCGCACAAGUAAGAGACAGCUCAAGGUACCUCCCCAGAAAGCGGGUGCACGGGCAGAGCUCCCCGCCCUCAGGACGCCCGCACAAACUCCCGCGGGAGCCACGGCCUCACACAGAGAACGGCAAGGUGGUGAUAAAGGCGCCACGUUGCUUAAGGAACCUGCAGAACCAAAACAGGACCGUGCAAGAAACGUAACUGGAACCAAGAGGAGGCCAAGAACAUGUAAGGAAAAGGUCCAAGCCCCAGAAGACCUGCCUGGACGCAAGGAGCGCAUCCAAAGCCCGGAGCGUGCCAAGCGGCCGGGACAUGAGGCAGCAAGCACUGAGCCAUCUCCAAGGCAGACACCAGACAGAAGGAGGCCUGUGAAAAUGUCUGGAAGAGCCCUUAGGGCCCUUAAAGUAAAACCCACGGAAGACCCUGUAAAACCUCACAGUGAAAGCAGCAUCUCCUUGCCUCCCAAGAGGAAACGUGGAGAAGAUGGAAGUGUCACAGGAACGAAGAGGCUGCCCACCCUGACUGCCCCACAGGAAAGCAGGGACGAGAAGCCACUCCAGAAAAGACGGCGGGAGUGUCGUAGACCCCCUGAGGCCCCAGUCAUCAAGAAAAGUUUGAGGAUUUUGGAAAAAAGGAUCAAACCUGUGGAGGACCUGCCCAGCAGCCACAUGAAAAUGAGAAAACCGGGACGAGCAGAGGAGGACGUGACCUCUCCAGAUCAGGUGACGGGGAUGUCCCUGCGCUCCAGACGCCCGAAUAACACCAACGUGGAAGAGCAAAGACCUGAGCUGCUUAUACCAGAAGAAAAGGUCAAAGUAAAGAGGAAUGAGAAGACGUCCAUGAAGACCUCCCAAGAGGUGAAGCUACAGAACCCAGAUGAGGGGGCCAAGAAUCGCAGCUCCGAGGAGACCCAUGGGGGCAGAAGGGGUCUGAGAUCUCAAAGACUCAAGGUGUCCUUGCCUAACGCAGCAGGGGAGGAAAGUGUGGGAAUCCAUGGGGGAAAUCAGAAGGAGAAAGAAGGAAAAGAACCCGCAGGCUUCAGGAGUCUGAGGUUAAGAAAGAGGACAGCUCCUCCUCCGGAGACCGCCGUGGAGAGCUCAUCCGAGGCAUCCGAGCGGAGAGUGACUCGGGGUGCCAAGAGGUGCGCCGAGAAUAUUAAAAAGGAUAACGACAAUGCGGGCAUCAAGAAAAUGAGAGCCAGGAGCUGUCGGAACACUGAAGAUACUUAGCUGAGAAGUGUAAAAGCGAGAAGAGUGAUGCCUGGGAUUCGCCCACAUCCUGCUUCAUAAGAGGAUUCGCCCUAGUCCUGAACUCAGUUCCCCUGGGGGUCCCGUAAAUUUAGUUUAUGUUCUUGUACAAUAUUUGCCAUGAAUAUAAAAGUGAAUUCUGUAAAUAAUGCUACCUGGGUGUUUAGGGGAAGAGAGCUUAGAAUCGUGUGGCUUUGAAUGGUUUAUUCAGAAACCCCACAGCAGGGUCAUGAAGAGGACUACCUGGUCCCAUAAAGUGAUAAAGAUACAAAAUUUGGGAGCAGAGGAGUUGGGCCGAGGUAUGGCCUUCAACUUUGCCAGGUGAAGCCCUGACAUGUGUCUCUGUGGCCCUCGCCACGGUGCCAAAUGCACCUGCCUCUGUCGGUGUCCUUCCUCAGAAGGUGGAAGGCAGGGCUCUCUGUCCUCACGUCCCCAGCACCGGGCUGGCACUCAGGAAACACUGAUGCGUGAUGAGACUGAGAAGCUACAUGCUUCCACUGGGGAGAUGAGGUCCAUGCACUCAGGCUGUUGGUCUUCUGCACAGGACGGUCCUGUCCUUGGUGUCUGUCACUAAGGGAAUUUGUGAUUUGGAGGACUGCUUGUGAAUCCGUCUUCAGGGCACAGCUUCCUGUAGUAAGGACUGACUGGUGGCUUGCUUUUUCCACUUUAGGGAAUAUCUGUCUUAACUAGCACCUCUGUCAUCUGAGAAGGCCUCCACCCAUCACAUCAGGGCUACCAGCCACUGUGUCACUCAAUUCCAAUGGUAGCAUUCUUCCUGACUGUACCUGUUGGACUGAAUUAGUGCCCAGCAUGCCACCGUGUACAGGAAACGCAGACCCUUCUCCAGAGGAAGCCAUUUCUGACAACAACAGCACAAGGCUCCUCCCCCACAACUUCCAGGAGCUGACUUUGGAGCCAAUGCCUCCUGUAUCGUUUUAAGCCCAGAUUUCUUUCUUCAGCCUCAGACCCACAGAUGAGCAUUUUUAUGUUCCAUCUUGUCCUGUUCCUGAAGUCAGAAAGUUGUGCGCCUUCCCUCCAGGCCCAUCUGAGGGCCUCCCACUCACCUGCCUAGACAAGUUAAGCUGAGGAUGGAAGACGAGAAAGGGUAGCUGUCCCCUGAAUGUGCACAGUAGCCAUGCCCCUGUCAGCCCACUCCUGUGUGCCCUGUACUGGCUUGGAGCCAGGUUCACAUAAUAAAUGUUUGUGGAAUGAACACACAAAUCCA